CAGCAGAGUAUAACUUGUGCUUCUCUCUGUUACUGUUCAAUAACCAUUGUUAUACUACUAUUAUACUACUGUUGACACACUCACAUCAUGGUCAAAGAAACAAAGCUCUACGAUCUGCUCGGCGUCGCGCCUACCGCGUCCGAGGCAGAGAUCAAGAAAGGAUACCGCAAGAUGGCGCUCAAGUACCAUCCCGACAAAGCCGGUGAUGAUCCAAAGGCCGCGGACAAAUUCAAACAAGUCUCAGAGGCGUACGAAAUCCUCUCCGACUCCAACAAACGCGCAGUCUACGACCAAUUCGGCCUCGAGUACGUCCUCCACGGCGCGCCGCCACCACCCGAAGACGGCGGUGGCGGCGGCGCGGGCGGAUUCCCUGGUGCAGGAGCGGGCGGGUUCCCUGGUGGAUUCCAGUCGUUCAGCGCGGGCGGACCCGGUGGCGCGCGGACGUUCAAGUUCACGAGUAAUGGCGGCAACCCAUUCGGCGGCGGCGGCGGCGGCGGAUUCACGCCUACUGAUCCGAUGAAUGUAUUCAGCUCUGGUGGAGGGGGAAGUCCGUUUGGAGGGAUGGGCGGGAUGCCGGGUGGGAUGCCGGGUGGAAUGCCUGGCAUGAGCGACGGAUAUCGAUCGUCGUCGCCGACGAGGGAAACCCCUGCGUCGGUGUACACUGUCAAACUCCCGCUGACGCUCGAGGAACUCUACAGCGGCGCGACAAAGAAGAUGAAGAUCCGGCGGCGCAGAACACACGGGCAGGAAGAGAAAGUGCUGCAGAUCACAAUCAAGCCCGGCUGGAAGGCGGGUACAAAGAUCACGUUCCCCGGCGAAGGUGAUCUCCAACCCGACGGACGGAGCCAGGACGUUGUGUUUGUCCUCGACGAGAAGAAGCAUCCUGUCUUUACGCGCGACGGAAAUGAUCUGAAAAUGGACCUCGAGCUCACACUCAAAGAAGCGCUGCUCGGGUUCUCAAAGAUCGUGGGCACGCUGGACGGCAAGAAGAUAAAGAUCGAGUACAAGCAGCCCGUGCAGCCGGGGUUGGUGAUUAAAUACCCCGGCCACGGAAUGCCGAUAAGCAAGGAACCCGGGAAACGGGGCGACCUGUCGAUCGUGGUGAAGGUCACGCUGCCGACUUCGUUGACGGCGAGUCAGAAGGCGGAAUUGGAGAAGAUUUUGUAGGUUUAGUUGCAUUUGUGUGGGUUUGCUUUUGUUUUGUUGUUUAGUUGGGCAUCGUUAUAUUAUAGAUUAAUAC
Molecule: messenger RNA, 1240 nt
Organism: Myxozyma melibiosi
Lineage: Eukaryota; Fungi; Ascomycota; Lipomycetes; Lipomycetales; Lipomycetaceae
Exons: 3
Coding region: 88-1167 (359 amino acids)
Biological process (GO): translational initiation
Cellular component (GO): cytosol
Molecular function (GO): protein-folding chaperone binding
Source: RefSeq, a predicted model, not a curated record